AAGUAGCUACAUUCAGAGAUCUCAGCGUUUCGAUUUAAAAAAAUGAGACUAGGAAAUCGACCAGAAGAUAUUAAAACGUGUGUGCAUUCCACAUGGCAUAUUCAUGGAGUUUUAAGACAAGAGAAUGGUUCUGUGGUGAUGUCCAGAUGCUUGAGCCAUGGAGCUUGGCGUCUGCUGCUCUGGCUUCUGCUCCUCGCAGCCUGGGAGGCAGGGAGCGGCCAGCUCCAACUCUGUCCCCGAGGAGGCCAAACACGGAACCUUCGUGGGCCGCAUCGCGCAGGACCUGGGGCUGGAGCUGGCGGAGCUGGUACCCCGCCUGUUCAGGAUGGCGUCCAAGGACCGCGGGGACCUUCUGGAGGUAAAUCUGCAGAAUGGCAUUUUGUUUGUGAAUUCUCGGAUCGACCGGGAGGCGCUGUGCGGGAGGAGCGCGGAGUGUAGCAUCCACCUGGAGGUGAUCGUGGACCGGCCGCUGCAGGUUUUCCACGUGGAGGUGGAGGUGAGGGACAUUAACGACAACCCUCCAAUGUUCUCUGUAGCAGAACAAAAGAUCUUGGUACCUGAAUCUAGACUGCUUGAUUCUCGAUUUCCACUAGAAGGCGCAUCUGAUGCAGAUGUUGGCGAGAACGCGAUGCUUACUUACAAACUCAGUUCAAACGAAUAUUUUGUCCUUGACAUUGUAAACAAAAAGGGCAAAGGCAAAUUCCCAGUGCUUGUCCUUCGAAAACUGAUAGAUCGGGAAGAAAAUCCUCAGCUAAAGUUGUUACUGACAGCGACGGAUGGAGGCAAACCCGAGUUUACGGGAUCGGUUUCUCUGUUGAUCCAGGUGUUGGAUGCUAAUGAUAAUGCUCCCGUGUUUGACAAAUCUGUUUACGAAGUUAAGAUGUCUGAGAAUCAAGAGAAUCAAACGUUAGUAAUAUGGCUGAAUGCUACUGAUGCAGAUGAAGGAGUAAACAAGGAAGUGGAGUAUUCGUUUAGCUCGUUGACCCCAUCUAGCAUAAGAAAGAAAUUUCUAAUAAACGAAAAAACUGGAGAGAUAAAAGUAAAUGGCGCUAUUGACUUUGAGGAUAGGAACAAUUAUGAAAUUCAUGUGGAUGCUGCAGAUAAAGGACAUCCACCUCUGGUUGCUCACUGCACUGUACUCGUGGAAAUCCUGGAUGAAAAUGAUAACGCUCCAGAAAUAGUCCUUACAUCUUUGUCGCUUCCGGUGAAAGAAGACGCUCUUUUGGGUACUGUAAUCGCCCUGAUCAGCGUGUCAGACCAAGACUCUGGAGUCAAUGGACAGGUGACCUGUUCGCUGACUCCGCAUGUUCCCUUCAAGCUGGUGUCUACCUUUAAGAAUUACUAUUCGCUUGUCCUGGACAGCGCCCUGGACCGAGAGACCACACCUGACUAUAAGGUGGUGGUGACAGCCCGGGAUGGGGGCUCGCUCUCGCUGUGGGCCACCGCCAGCGUGUCUGUGGAAGUAGCUGAUGUGAACGACAAUGCACCCGCGUUCUCGCAGCCCGAAUACACGGUGUUCGUGAAGGAGAACAACCCACCUGGCGCCCACAUCUUCACGGUGUCGGCCAUGGACGCAGACUCGCAGGAGAACGCACUGGUGUCCUACUCGCUGGUGGAGAGGCGGGUGGGUGAGCGCUCGCUGUCGAGCUUCGUGUCUGUGCACGCGGAGAGUGGCAAGGUGUUCGCCCUGCAGCCUCUGGACCAUGAGGAGCUGGAGCUGCUGCAGUUCCAGGUGAGCGCGCGGGAUGCUGGUGUGCCUUCCCUGGGCAGCAAUGUGACUCUACAGGUGUUUGUGCUGGACGAGAACGACAAUGCGCCCUUGCUGCUGGGGCCUCAGACAGUUGGAACUGCUGGCGAAUUUAGUCAACUUGUGUCGCGGUCAAUGGGUGCUGGACACGUGGUGUCAAAGGUGCGCGCGGUGGAUGCAGACUCUGGUUACAAUGCGUGGCUGUCUUACGAGCUGCAGCCCGCUGUGGGCAUGCGCAGUCCUUUCCGCGUGGGUCUAUACACGGGUGAGAUCAGUACGACACGAGCCCUGGAUGAAGCUGAUGCGCCGCGCCAGCGCCUAUUGGUGUUGGUGAAGGACCAUGGCGAACCCACGUUGACUGCCACUGCCACCGUGCUGGUGUCUCUAAUGGAGAGCGGUCAAGUGCCAAAAGCUUCUUCCCAGGGGUUCUCCAAUUCCUCAGACAGGGAGGCAUCGCUAGUGGAUGUCAAUGUGUAUUUAAUCAUCGCCAUCUGCGCAGUGUCUAGCCUGUUGGUGCUCACGCUGCUGCUGUACACUGCGCUGCGCUGCUCCGCAGUGCCUAUGCAAGGUGGGUGCGGGCUUGGAAAGCCCGUGCUGGUGUGCUCCAGCGCGGUGGGGACCUGGUCAUAUUCUCAGCAGAGACAGCAAAGGGUGUGCUCUGGAGAGGGUCUGCCCAAAACUGACCUCAUGGCCUUCAGCCCCAGUCUUACACCCUACCCAGUGACCGAUGUGGGAGUGGAAAACCAUUCUGCUGGAGGAGACGUUUCCGGGCAGGAUGUCGUUGUUCUCCAACAAGAGCGCUAA
This is a messenger RNA of Myodes glareolus (Bank vole), 2551 nucleotides long. NCBI's taxonomy places the organism in Eukaryota, Metazoa, Chordata, Mammalia, Rodentia, Cricetidae. The record is from RefSeq and is a predicted model, not a curated record.